Nerophis lumbriciformis (worm pipefish) is the source of this 1755-nucleotide messenger RNA. The record is from RefSeq and is a predicted model, not a curated record. NCBI's taxonomy places the organism in Eukaryota, Metazoa, Chordata, Actinopteri, Syngnathiformes, Syngnathidae.
AUGGACUUGUGUGCUAACAAGGCGAACCAGGACUGCGUCCAGAAGUUGAAAAUAGCAACCAAAGAAAAACUUCGAAAAUUCAACAGUUUACGCGGUCGGGAAGUUGCGUGUGGUUCUUUUUGGGAUGUGGUUGUGGUGACUGCUGCUGACGAGAGGCAGAAAGAUGCUUACGAGCUUCAAAUAAGAGAAAAAAUGGAUAGGAAAGAACUCCCGCUUGGAAUUGACUACAAAGUCUUCUCGGAUCCUGCAGGAUGUAAAAUAGGUAAUGGCGGUUCUACCCUGUGUGCUCUCCAGCAUCUCAGUGACCUCUAUGGCAAAACGCUUUCCCAGAUGAAACUCAUCCUGAUUCAUGCAGGUGGGUCGAGUCAGCGCCUGCCCAGUGCCAGCGCACUGGGUAAGAUUUUCACCGCCAUGCCACUGGGUGAACCUCUCUACCAGAUGCUGGAGCUCAAACUAGCUACGUAUGUAGAUUUCCCUGCUCACAUGAAGCCCGGUGUGCUGGUGACAUGCGCGGACGACAUUGAACUCUACAGUAUCGCCGUGGAUGAGAAUGUCACGUUCCACAAGCCCGGCUUCACGGCUUUAGCCCACCCUUCACCGCUGUCCAUCGGCACCACCCACGGCGUGUUUGUUUUGGAGCCUUGCGAGGACACCGACUGGUCGGAAAUGGAGAACAGAACCUGUUCGCGCUUUCUCCACAAACCGAGCGUUGAUAAAAUGCGAGAAACGGGUGCCGUUUGUCCAAGGAGAAGCUGUUGUUCCCCUCUGUCUGAUAACGAGUUUGUUUACACGGACAGUACCUACUAUGUGGACUUUGGUACAUUGCAACGUCUACUUGAAGUGCGCAAAGAGGUCGGACCGUUGGAGUGCGAGAUUGACGCGUACGGUGAUUUUCUCCAAGCAUUAGGUCCGAAAGCUUCAAUUGAAUACACCCACAAUACUGCAAAUGUCAUCAAAGAGGACGUUAGUCUGGUAGAAAUCCGCCAGAAGAUUUUCCGUCUUCUCCGUGGAACGCCGCUGAACGUGAUACUUCUGAACAACUCCAAGUUUUACCACAUCGGAACCACCACGGAAUACCUAUUACACCUCACCAAGGAUGACGCCCUGAGGAGCGAGCUAGGUCUCUUGUCAUCCGCGUUUAGCGUGGACCCUAAAGAAAAGGCAGAUUCGCCGUCCUGCGUCAUGCAUAGCGUACUGAAACCGAGUUGUUGUGUGGGAGAUGGAUCUGUGGUGGAGUACUCAAAACUAGGGAAUGGGGUGUCCAUAGGCAGGAGUGCAGUGGUCAGCAACUGCUGGGUCAGUGCUGGUACUUCAGUGCCGGAUGGAGUCUUCAUGCAUACUUUGUGUGUGGCCCAACAGGAAAAAAACAAUUUUGUAACCAUCGCCUUUGGAAUUAACGACAAUUUGAAACAGUGUGUGGACAGUACCGUCUCUUUGAAAACGUUGACUAUUUUUGGGGUGACUCUAGAAACCUGUGCGUCCCUCUGGGGAAUGGACAACCAUGGUUUUCGGUUCUCAGGUGAUAUGUCCAGUUGUAGUUUGUGGACUGCUUGUUUGUUUCCCGUUUGCGAGGACCAAAAAGGUUCGUUCUCCCUGUCGCUCAAGAUGCUUCAAGCCCUCCUGGAUCGAUGUGAUUUCACUUUACUAAAAGACAUAAAGCUAAUAUCUAUGCAUGAAGCCUUACAGUGUAAGAACCUGCAGGAGAUGUUGAACUUCCAGAAGGGACUUUAUCACGACAUCAUACAGAGAUCCUGA